UCCUCCAAGUUCUCUGUCUCAACUGCACAAUGAAGAAAAAUCUCACUACUCUCUUCAAUGGCUUCUUCCUUAACACACCCACCACCACCACCGCAUCUGCCCUCUCUAAAUCCCAAACCCAACUUCACCCGCCGCUCACUCCUCCUCACAUCCACCGCCACCACUCUCUCCUUCCCUUCACUCUCUUCCUCCGCCAUACAACCACCAAACCCCACCAUCACCGACCGUAUCUUCAUGGAAUUCAGUCUCUGCCCAAACUAUUACCUCCCAAAUCGAACCCUAGGUGACACCAUUUCCACUUUAUGCUCCGAUUCAACUUUACUCGGUCGCGUCAUUCUCGGUCUCUACGGUAAUCUCGUUCCUCGCACCGUCUCAAAUUUCAAAUCCCUCUGCAUUUCUAACCCUAAUUCUAACCCUAAUUCCUCUUCCUACAAGAACACACUCGUCCACAAGGUUUUACCAGGUCAAUACUUUCUUGCUGGACGUCAAGGUCGUCCUGACAGAGGUGAGGUCCGCCCUCCAAGUUACCUCCCACGCAACACUGAAACAGUGGACCCUAAGGCGUUCGCGCUUACACAUUCCCGGCCUGGCAUUGUUUCGCUAUCGCUGUCGGAAAAUGAUGAUGAAGAUGAGAUUAAAUUUGACCCUGAAUAUAGGAAUGUUGAGUUCUUAAUUACUACUGGACCUGGACCUUGUCCUCAGCUUGAUAACAAGAAUAUCGUCUUUGGAACCGUGCUUGAAGGGUUGGAUGUCAUCACAGCCAUAGCUUCCACUCCCACGUACCAACCAGGUGAACGAAUUCGCCAAUUUAAUGACUUGGCUGAAUUUUUCGGAGACGAAAGGGCCCAGAAUGCUCGUGCCAUAUGGAACAGGCCUCUUACCACUAUUUAUAUUAGUGACUGUGGGGCGCUAGAGGUUACAAAGCCUUCCCUCACACCUUCUCUCCCUUAAUUUAUUUUCAUGUAUAUAUAUAUAUUAUCCAAGAGGAGUUCAUUUAACUAAUGUAUAUGUAAAAUCAUACUCAAAUUCUUUCAAAGAAAAUGAUGAUUAAUUCAA
Trifolium pratense (red clover) is the source of this 1056-nucleotide messenger RNA. Its product is annotated as peptidyl-prolyl cis-trans isomerase CYP28, chloroplastic. Bases 58 to 951 code for a protein of 297 amino acids. Gene Ontology annotation, cellular component: chloroplast. Gene Ontology annotation, biological process: protein peptidyl-prolyl isomerization. NCBI's taxonomy places the organism in Eukaryota, Viridiplantae, Streptophyta, Magnoliopsida, Fabales, Fabaceae. Gene Ontology annotation, molecular function: peptidyl-prolyl cis-trans isomerase activity. The transcript is spliced from 2 exons. The record is from RefSeq and is a predicted model, not a curated record.